AUGCCUUUGCCAAGAUCGCGGAAAGAUACUGAUCUCGGAAAAGCCAUCAUUAGGGAUAGGUUUAAAGGAACUUCCAGACCCAAAGAUGGCGAUACAGUUUUGCAUACAACAGAUUUAGACGAUGGAGCUAAAUGGACAAAAUUACAAUCAAUAACUCAACAAAGUGACUUAAAUGAAUUUUUAAAUACAGCUCAGUUAGCGGGAACCCAGUUUACUGCAGAUAAAGAAAAAGAAACAUUGGCAAGACAUGAAGCUAAUAAAGAAAGAUUAGUAAUACCCAGGAGACCAAAAUGGGAUAAAACCACUACGCCUGAGCAGCUUGAACGAAAUGAGAGAGAUGCAUUCUUGCAAUGGAGGCGUGAUCUUGCAUUUCUUCAAGAGCAGGAUGACUUUCUCCUUACUCCAUUUGAACGUAAUCUCGAAGUCUGGCGUCAAUUAUGGCGUGUGAUUGAACGUUCUGAUUUGCUCGUACAAAUCGUUGACGCUAGAAAUCCUUUGUUUUUUCGCUCCGAGGAUUUGGAAAAAUAUGUAAAGGAAAUAAACGAAAAGAAGAAAUGCAUGUUGUUAAUUAAUAAAGCGGACUUACUGACAGCUCGUCAACGACACAUGUGGGCAGAUUAUCUUGAUUCUAAAGGGAUUCAUUAUAUUUUUUUUUCUGCUGCUCUGGCACAUGAAAAGCUUGAAACAAAGCAAAAUAUGCAGACUGACAAUGAAACUAUUUCUGUUAGUGAAGAAGAAAAGGAAAAUUUCGAAGACAAUCCGUUACAAGAGAAGCAUACAAACCUUGAAAAUGACAUAUCAGUUGAUAACUUAAAUGAUAAUAAUGAUGAAAUGCUGAAACGUUCAAAUACUAAUGAACAAGAAGUUUUGGAAAAUCAUAAUAUCGAUGACCCAUCUGAUCAUCGAGAAUGUAUUAGGACGACCGAAGAAUUAAUUUCUAUGUUGGUCUCUGAAGCGAAAGGAACAGAAGUCGAUCAAGACCAAAAAAUAAUGAUAGGAUUGGUUGGUUAUCCUAACGUGGGUAAAUCACUUACAAUAAAUGCACUUCUUGGAGAAAAACGGGUUUCAGUUUCAUCAACACCAGGAAAGACCAAACAUUUUCAAACUAUACAUCUUUCAUCUUCACUAGUACUAUGUGAUUGCCCUGGAUUGGUUUUUCCAAAUUUUGCGACAACAAAUGGUGAUAUGGUUUGCAAUGGCGUUCUGCCUAUUGACCAGUUACGGGAGCAUACUGGACCUAUUGCUUUAAUUGCACAAAGAAUACCAAAAGCUGUACUUGAAGCCAUAUAUGGCAUUAAAAUUAAAGUUAAACCAAUUGAAGAAGGUGGUACAGGAAUCCCUUCAGCAGAAGAACUAGCAGUUACUUAUGCAGUUUCUCGCGGGUAUACUAAGUCAGGACAUGGAAGUCCUGAUGAAUCGCGAGCAGCAAGAUAUAUAUUAAAAGAUUAUGUGAAUGGAAAACUUCCAUAUUGCCAUCCACCACCAACGGGGAUAUCAAAAGAGGAAUUCAACGCAGAGAUACAUGAUCUAAAACUUUAUACUAAACCGGCAAAAAAGAAGACAACUACUCAACUUUUAACCUCGACAGUACAUGCAGAAGUAGCACCGGAUGGUGUAACACCUAUAAUAGGAGACAUAUCACGAGAACUUGACAAAUCAUUUUUUAAUAAUCAACCUUUAGGAGUGAAGACAACGGGGAAAUAUGCCAGAGGGGAAUUUAAUAGAGUUAAAUUAUAUUCAAUUCAUGGUGCAUUAAGUGAUGAUGCUACACCAACUAACGGAUCUCGAUUGACACCAAAUAUGGGGCCAGGUAAAAAGCGACAUUGGAAAGGAAGAAAAAAUCGAAAGUAA
Messenger RNA from Cetraspora pellucida, 1851 nucleotides. NCBI's taxonomy places the organism in Eukaryota, Fungi, Glomeromycota, Glomeromycetes, Diversisporales, Gigasporaceae. The record is from the annotation of a GenBank genome assembly.